Messenger RNA from Coregonus clupeaformis (lake whitefish), 1371 nucleotides. RefSeq names its product AP-4 complex subunit sigma-1-like. The transcript has 8 exons. The coding region runs from base 426 to 860 and encodes 144 amino acids. Lineage: Eukaryota; Metazoa; Chordata; Actinopteri; Salmoniformes; Salmonidae. The record is from RefSeq and is a predicted model, not a curated record. Gene Ontology annotation, biological process: protein transport; vesicle-mediated transport. Gene Ontology annotation, cellular component: intracellular membrane-bounded organelle.
GAGCCAUCUGACUGGCAUCAGACUAUAUGGGAUUUUCUGAUAAAAAAAACAAAAAACACUUUCAGUUAAAAACAUUGCACAACUGAUAUGAUCAAUAAGAUGAGAUGUAUUCCUAUUCAAGAUUGACCGUAACCUAACGUGACUCAAGAAGACCCAGCCAAGUCGUCGCCAUAAUGACCAAACCAAAAUGGCUCCUAUUCUCGGAGAUUAGUUGACUGUCAGCGGUUUGAUUAGAUCAUUCUGUAGUUCAACGACUCUAAAAUGAAACUACUAAAUGAAUACCACAACAGCAAGAGUCAACAUGAUUAAUAAGAUCACGGCUCAAUGAUCCAAAUACAGGAGCCUGGGGAUGUGUGCCACGCAUCAGGAUCUGACUUGCAUCUGAAAUUUUGUUGGUUUAGGAUACACUGGACUAGGAGGUCACCAUGAUCAAGUUCCUCCUGAUGGUGAACAAGCAGGGCCAGACCCGCCUGUCUAAGUACUAUGAGCGGGUGGACAUUGGGAAGAGGCCUUUUCUGGAGGCUGAUGUUGUCAAGGGAUGCCUGUCACGCAAAAAAGAAGAGUGCUCUUUUGUGGAAUACAAGGACUUCAAACUAGUGUAUCGACAGUAUGCUGCUCUCUUCAUAGUUGUUGGUAUCAGUGACACUGAGAAUGAGCUGUCGAUCUAUGAGCUGGUACACAACUUUGUAGAGGUUCUUGACAAGUACUUCAGUCAUAGUGAAUUGGAUAUCAUGUUGAACCUUGAUAAAGUGCACAUCAUCCUUGAUGAGAUGAUCCAGAAUGGGCACAUAGUGGAGACCAACAAGAACCGCAUCCUGGCACCUCUACUAGCUCUGGACCAGAUGUCUGAACCACAUUGAGCAAUUGUUUGAACAAGACAAGACUAUUGGCCUUUGAAAAAGGAGACACAUUGCCAUCCAAAUGAUUCAUGGACUUCAUACUUGAGUUUAGUCAACAAUCCAUUGUUAUUAAGAUAGAAUAGGGAGGUUUUAGACAGCUAUAGUAAUAGAUUGUGAACUAAGGUAUUACACAUAAACCCUGUCUUGUGUUUGGUUCUUGAAUGUGCAUGGAAUAUGUUAUUCAGGUCUUUUAUUAAUUAAAUAAACAACACGUUUCAUACUUUGCAAACAUUUUAAUUUUUUGGAGCAUACACAUUUGAAAAUAUCUGUUUACUUCAAACUGCAACUUGAGUUAAAUAAAUGUUUAUAAUAUACAAAGAAAAUACAAGGGAAAGCAUAGCUUGCUUUUUUCUUUUUAAAUGUGCCUUGCACACAGAACCAGUGUUUUUGUCUCUAUAGCUUUAUUGUAAAAUUACACAAGAAAUGCACUCAGGGACUUUGAUCCUUAUAGCAGGAUAAUGAACAAUCAAAA